Messenger RNA from Bufo bufo (common toad), 1750 nucleotides. It is a transcript of the gene TMIGD1, whose product is annotated as transmembrane and immunoglobulin domain containing 1. Gene Ontology annotation, cellular component: cell-cell junction. The transcript is spliced from 6 exons. Bases 166 to 918 code for a protein of 250 amino acids. Gene Ontology annotation, molecular function: cell adhesion molecule binding. Gene Ontology annotation, biological process: cell-cell adhesion. NCBI's taxonomy places the organism in Eukaryota, Metazoa, Chordata, Amphibia, Anura, Bufonidae. The record is from RefSeq and is a predicted model, not a curated record.
GAACUUCAAGGGAACAAGAACAGAACCAAGGAUAGAAACAUUCUCACUUCACAGACACAGCUAAGCGGAGGAACUCCUGGAUCAUCACUGAGCGUAAGAGACUUGUGGAGAUAUUAGACCGUGGGCUCAAUCCUGCCUUAUGACUGUUCCUAGCCCCGAGUAAAAAUGAAGAAAUCUCUGAGCCUAUUAGCUGUACUCCUGGCUCUCUUGCAUGAAAUUUCAGCCACACAGCUCCAAUUGAACAACGGUGAAAUUCGUAACAAUCAGCUUCCUGCCAACAUUGGAAGUCCUGCUCUUCUCACCUGCGAAGUUGUUAACAACACGAAUGCUGAGAUCUUGAUGUGGUACCGAGGGUCCCAACAAGUGGACAUUAAGGCUGAAAACAAUGUCAAUGUCAGUCAUGUGUGCAUCCCAAACGUGACCUCUGAAGACAAUGGAGUGAGCUUUACCUGUCUAUUGAAGAGUGACAACUCCGUCAAGCUGUCCGUGCAACUGAAUGUCCCAUUUACUCCUGUUCUGUCUGGAGACACCAUCAUCAAUGGGGAAGAGGGCAAAACAGUCCAUAUCGCUUGUGGGUUCAAGGCCAACCCGGCUGCCGCAAUGUUUUGGAGAAAAAAUGAGAAGAUAUUCACAUUACCUGACCACUACAAGCAGGACAUGACCACUGACAGUCUGCAUCUCACGAUCGAAAAGGUGACAAAGAAAGAUUCCGCUAAUUACACAUGUGUAGCUUUGUCCAACGGCACUGAGACCACCAGAGUGUUUGAGCUGAUUGUUGGAGAUCGAAAGGAGGAACUUCCUGUAGAGGCAAUCGCAGCAGCUGUGGUGGUUGGGGCCCUUAUAAUCGCCUUCGCAAUUUUUGCACGGAGAGAUAAAAUAUUUAGAUGCAAGAAGGCAGAAGAUGAGACCGCCAUGUAGUGAUGUAUUAGAACAGACUGCUGGAUCUUUAUCAAGAGAAGCCAUUGAUUUCUAUAAGGACUCCAUGUCUGCUUUCAUUACUGCAAUUCCUUCUUUGCAAGAAACUUUCUUCAGGUUACAGCUGUUCUGCACUUACCCUUUAAACUCCACCCGAUGACAGACAUUGUAACCUUUCCACUGAUGCUCAGGAAUUGUUUUAUAGCAUUUCCUUCUUUGGGGUUGAGGCACAAUGGGGCUUUGAACUCAUCAGUCAGUAUAUUACCAUCAAACUAAUUCUGACUCAUGGACAUUACAAAACCAUCUCCACUCCUGGUGUAAUUCAUGAUUAUCGAUGUGGCAUUGUGAAAUUGCAGUGUAAUUGCCUAAGAUAGUCUAUAAAAUGCCGCUAUAUUACUUGCAUAGCGUCUUCUGAGUCUGAAUUUAAAGAGAACCUGUCACCAUUCCUGACAUGUCCGUUUUAGUUUCUACUUGCAUUCCCCAUGAAAAAAAUAACUAUUCUGGAGCAUCUAUUCUUAUAACUCUCUGUUGUGCUAUCCCUUUAUUAUUACUGCUAGAAAUUAUAAAUGAAUUGCAAACAGUCUACAGUGUAGGUCCAGAUGGGUGUUACCAGUUGGGGAUGUGCCCCUGCAGAGUUUGACACUGUCCAAUCAGUGCUGCCAGUGUCAGACUGUGCAGGUACACAUCUCCAACUGGUAAAAACCCAUCUGGACCCUCAUUGCAAACUGCUAGCAAUUCACUUGUUACUUCUAGGAGGAAUAAUAAAGGAUUGGCACAUACGAGUCGUAAGAGCAGGUGCUCCAGAAUUGUUAUUACAUGUUAAAGGCAAGUAGUU